Maniola jurtina (meadow brown) is the source of this 1567-nucleotide messenger RNA. Its product is annotated as histone H1B-like. Gene Ontology annotation, molecular function: double-stranded DNA binding; structural constituent of chromatin; nucleosomal DNA binding. Lineage: Eukaryota; Metazoa; Arthropoda; Insecta; Lepidoptera; Nymphalidae. The transcript has a single exon. Gene Ontology annotation, cellular component: nucleus; nucleosome. The record is from RefSeq and is a predicted model, not a curated record. Bases 611 to 1342 code for a protein of 243 amino acids. Gene Ontology annotation, biological process: chromosome condensation; nucleosome assembly; negative regulation of DNA recombination.
CACGCCGAGAGAUCGAGUCGUGUUUUACGAGGCUCCACUUCGAUCGGGCUAAAGUACAUAUGCAUCCGACUCAGUGUUGAUAUGAGUGGUCAGAUCGAUAGAAUAGAAUCUCAGCUUUUAAUUUGGCAAGACAUACAAUGAUUAAGCAUUGUUUUAUAGAGAAAAAUGGCUUUUAAACGGGACCCGAGGUACGCGACUAGCGGUGUAUCGAAAUUAAACAUCGAUCGCUCCGCUGGCGCGGCGGUGACGCGCUAUUGGAUUACACCACGACACGGCCGGGCUCAUGAUAAAACGACACGUUCGUUGCAAAUGAUGGAAAAUUUAAAUGGGAAUAUAUAAUUUUGUUUUAAUCUGAUGCAUGCUAGUGAAAAGUUGUAAGUAUUCGUACGGGAAAAUGUCUAGCGACAUCGCGGUUCUCCUUACGGUAUAGCCACGAGCCUUACUACCGACAGCGACCUCGUGCGGCGUAUCGCUAUUUGUAUCGUUAAAAGUUCGGUGCAAAGUUGCUCUCAAGUCUCAGUGUAUACUUACUAGUUGUUAGUAGUUAGUUACUACCUAUUAAUUUUUUUCGUGUUGUGUGUGCGUGCAUCAUCAAAUAAUAGCAAAGAAAAUGUCAGACACCGCAGUCGCAUCCGAAGCACCGGCGCCGGCGACACCCGCGAAGAAACCGAAAACAUCGGCGGGCGCCGGCAGCGCUGCCGCCAAGAAGCCGAAGGCGAAGCCCACCCAUCCUAAAACUUCCGAGAUGGUGAACAGCGCGAUCAAGGAGCUCAAGGAGAGGAGCGGCUCGUCGCUGCAGGCCAUCAAAAAGUACAUCGCCGCCCAGUACAAGGUAGACGCGGAGAAGAUGGCACCUUUCAUCAGGAAGUACCUGAAGAGCGCCGUCGAAUCCGGCGCGCUGAUCCAGACCAAGGGCAAGGGCGCGUCGGGCUCGUUCAAGCUCGAGUCGAAGUCGUCCGCGUCCAAGAAGCCCGCCGGCGGCAAGGGCGCCGCCGCGUCCGCCGCCUCCGCGAGGGCCAAGAAGGCCGCCUCCACCGCGGCCGCGGCCGGCGCGAAGGGCGGCAAGAAGGCCACCGCCGCGGCGGCCGCCUCGUCCCCGUCUCGGGCGAAGACCGCCGCCGCGACCGCCAGGGACAAGAAGGCCGCCGCGGCCAAGAGGAAGAAGCCGGCCGCGAAGAAGACCUCCGUCGCCGCCGCGUCCCCGGCCAAGGCCAAGGGGGCCGCCUCCAAGGCGAAGAAGACCGCCAAGCCGCCCACGAAGAAACCUAAAGCGCCGAAACCGAAGAAGGCCGCGCCCAAGUCGAAACCCGCCGCCAAGAAGGCCGCCGCUGCUAAAAAGUAAGCUCAGCUCCACUGGCUGCCGCCUUCGGCCUUCGUCGAACUGCUCGCUAAUCGCCGUACGUACGUGCGUGCCUGCCUGCCGCUCGCUGCUCGAUGCGGCGGACGGACGACGGAUCGGCGAUGAUGCGCGCGUUCAAGAGUUCUGCGUGCGGCUUUACAACCGCAACAAUAAAAAGCCCUUUUCAGGGCUAACACACAUUUCCUAGAUACCUACCGAAUAUAAUUG